Molecule: messenger RNA, 1548 nt
Organism: Aspergillus alliaceus
Lineage: Eukaryota; Fungi; Ascomycota; Eurotiomycetes; Eurotiales; Aspergillaceae
Product: transcription factor TFIIE subunit TFA2
Exons: 1
Coding region: 227-1102 (291 amino acids)
Biological process (GO): transcription initiation at RNA polymerase II promoter
Cellular component (GO): transcription factor TFIIE complex
Source: RefSeq, a predicted model, not a curated record
AACAAAGGCUGUUGGCAGCCUUCUCGUUGCGCCUCAUUCCCGAGUAGUCUCGAAUAGCUCUAACUGAUCGGUUUUUCUCACUCCUGGCUUUCGGAUGAACUGUCGUGACUUUUACUUGAGCUCUGUUUGGCUCCGGUGAGCCAAGCCUUGCCUCAUUUUACUAACCCGUGCACCUUCACGUCAUCUUCUCGAUUGUGGGUUUGAUUUUGCUCGAAACGUCGCAGCCAUGUCGCAUCUUCAGCAGCAGCUCAAAAACUUCAACGCUGGCGUCGUGGACUAUGCGAAUCGCAUGCCGCAGCAGAGGCGAUUCGUCCAUAACAACUCCCCCAGCAGUUCGCAAGUCCCAUCUUCGACCUCCACACCCACUCCCAGCGGCGAUAUCAAGCGGAAACGACACGAUGCCGAUAUCGUUUACUCGCAGCCUGCCAAUACUGGCACGGGCAAGGAUAUCAUGACGCAGGUUAUCUUUGCGAUCGAGCAUAUGAAGAAUAAGGGAAUCCCACUUAAAUUUACGGAUAUCGUUUCCUACCUUUCGCUUCAGCAUCGGGCCAAUGAUCAAGGCUAUGUCCAAGCACUACGGAGCAUCCUUCAGAUGCAUGAGAAGGUCCAGUUUGAUCCGAGUGGAGCCAACGGAGAGGGUACAUUCAGCUUUCGCCCACCGCACAACAUUCGCACUGCUGAGCAGUUGCUCCAGAAGCUCCAGUCUCAGUCUACCGCUGCUGGGAUGAGCGUUCGUGAGCUGCGGGAAGGCUGGCCGAAUGUUGAAGAUACUAUCAAUCAGCUGGAAAAAGAAGGGAAACUACUUGUUACUCGGAACAAAAAAGACGACCAUGCGAAGAUGGUGUGGGCCAAUGACCCCUCUUUGAUACAAGUCUUCGACGCCGAAUUCCGUCAGAUUUGGGAGAAGAUCAGGGUCCCCGACCAGCAGGCUGUCAAGGAGGAGUUAGAGAAGGCCGGCAUCACACCUACGAAUAAAAACAAGGUUAGCAAGGCGCGACCCAAGAUUGAACACAAGAAGGUCAAGAAGCCCCGUCGCAGUGGCAAAACGACGAACACCCAUAUGAUGGGUGUUUUGAGAGAUUACUCUCAUCUCAAACGGUGAUCGAAGCUUUUUAUGGUGUGGGAAAAUCAGUUGAAUAUUGGCUUCUGUAGUUGCGGUUUGCAUCUACACGUUUGAACUUCAAUAUAGAGACUGGCACUACCAUGAUGAGGAUCGCUUUUAUUGCAUCAGUCGGCGUCUGAGGGGGAGCAUAUACAUCGGGAACUUUGAUUCACCAGAUGUCUAAAAGCUUGGCUGGCGUAUUCGCUCGUUGCCAGUUGCUGUUCAGCCUGUAAAAUUAUUAUUAAUACAAUAUAGAUACCCAAACCAAUUGCGUGGACAUUAUUGCGUAGAUCAGUGUCCUCUCCUAGCCUCCACUGACGAGAGAUGUUGAUCUUCGAACCAGAAUCUAUUGUGAUCCACCCUAGAAGAGGAAUAUAAGCGCUGCGCGCAGAAAUCGACAGCCUCGGUGUGGGAGUAGUACUACCUUAAAUGGAAGUGGGAUGGAG